Hibiscus syriacus is the source of this 846-nucleotide messenger RNA. RefSeq names its product transcriptional regulator SUPERMAN-like. Bases 173 to 769 code for a protein of 198 amino acids. Lineage: Eukaryota; Viridiplantae; Streptophyta; Magnoliopsida; Malvales; Malvaceae. The record is from RefSeq and is a predicted model, not a curated record. The transcript is spliced from 2 exons.
GUAAGCAGUGACCUAACAUAUAACAUGGUUACCCCUCCAAUGGCAUUUUCACCCUCCUCCCUUUGAAUUUUAUUCCCUCUUUCUUUCCAAAUCUCUAAAUCCACUUUUCUUCUUCUUCUGAAACCACAGACUCUCUCUCUCUCAGGUCUGACUUGAACCAAAAAGAAAAUCCAUGGAGAGGAACAGUUUUGGUAAUAGCUUGAAAGACCAUAGUAAUGGCUGCAAUGACGACAACAACGGAAAGAACAACCAGACAGGCUACAAGGUUAAGGAUCCGGGUAUCGGAGACGAUUUCCUCGCCGGGUUUUCAUGGCCACCAAGGUCUUACACUUGCAGCUUCUGCAAACGAGAAUUUAGAUCGGCUCAAGCUCUGGGUGGUCACAUGAAUGUCCACAGGAGAGAUAGAGCCAGGUUAAGAACAUCACCUCCAAGUGACUGUCAUGCUCAUCCCCCGUUUUUGAACCUUAAUCUUAACCCUAACCCUAACCCUAGUUUUUCUUCUUCUUCUUCCACAUUUCCUCCCCUUCCUUCUUUGUCCUCUCCGAAAUGGCGCGUCAACGGUACCCUCAUCGACUCUUUGGCCUUGGAUUCGACCCGCGUCGUCAUGAAGGAUACUACGAAACCGAUUUUUGGUGUCAAAGAACUCAAAGAUUAUGGCAAGUUGAUGGAGAUGAAGACUGAUCAUCAUCAGUAUGUAACCUUGGAGACUGGUCUGGUUAGUGAUUCAAAGGAAGAUUUGGACUUGGAACUUAGAUUGGGGUACUCAUAGGCCUAAUCAAUGUAUGCUUUUCGAUUUCGCAUGCUCAUCGCACUCAUACUCAUUCACUGGGAAUUCAACUGGAUCAU